AUGGCAGACGAACAGAGCUUGUACCGACUGAACGGUGUUGCCCAUAUUGCCGGUGCUAUUGGUGACGAGGCACUUGUUAAGGCCAUUGAGCGAAACUUGAGGAAUUCGAGGUGCUUCACGGUGACCGUGUUCGGCAGGCAUCAAGUUGAGUAUACUGUGGCAGAGACUACCCCCACAGAAAAAUUCUUGUUUGGUAGCUACUGGGUUUCCCUAAGGGAUCGCACCUGCGAUUGUGGAUACUUCCAGGCACUGCACUAUCCCUGUUGCCAUGCCAUUCCAUGCUGUGCGCAGUUACGACUAGAUUGGGCCACCUACGUCGAUGAAGUCUACAGCAUGUCUGAGGUAUUCAAGGUCUACCAGAUAUCCUUUGCACCUUGUAUUCUAGAGGGGCUUUGGCCCCCAUAUAACCGUCUGACUGUCAUCCUCGACCCGAACAUGAGACGGGCAAGAGAAGGACGACCACGGUCCACCCGCAUCCACAACAACAUAGACGUAGCUGACACUAGUCGAUCGAAGCGGUAUGGCCUAUGCAGGCAGCCCGGUCACACCCGAAGGGGUUGCCCUCAGCGAGGUUCUACUAGCGGCAUAUAG
This is a messenger RNA of Arachis stenosperma, 591 nucleotides long. RefSeq lists its product as uncharacterized. Gene Ontology annotation, molecular function: zinc ion binding. Bases 1 to 591 code for a protein of 196 amino acids. Lineage: Eukaryota; Viridiplantae; Streptophyta; Magnoliopsida; Fabales; Fabaceae. The transcript has 2 exons. The record is from RefSeq and is a predicted model, not a curated record.